UCUUAGCAACAUUUGCUCUUCUUAGCAAUAAUGUCUUCGACCUACGGCCUCUUCGGCCCUCUGCUGCUUUCACUGCUACUUUUUUCCUCAUCCACUUCGGCAUCUCAUCUUAAUCGGAUUCCGAGUCUAAGGAUUGCCCCGGACAGUUUCCUGCAGGACUCCGGAAAUGCAGUGACGGAAUCGAUUCUUAAUGAGACCCAGACUUUCUUCUUCGACCAGACGCUCGACCACUUCAACUACAUGCCUGAGAGCUACGCGACUUUCAAGCACAAGUACGUCAUAAAUUUCAAGUACUGGGGCGGUGCGAAUUCGAGCGCGCCCAUCUUCGCUUUUCUCGGCGGCGAGGAACCGGUGGCCCAAGACAUACCCGCUGUCGGAUUUCUUACUGAUAAUGCGCCUCGGUUCAAGGCUCUUAUACUUUACAUAGAGCAUCGAUUCUACGGGGAAUCAAUUCCAUUUGGAUUGAGUCUGGAAGAAGCACUGAAUAAUUCCAAUACUCGUGGCCAUUUUAACUCGGCGCAAACUUUAGCCGACUAUGCAGAGGUCAUCAUCCACGUGAAGAGGAUGUUGAACGCGCAAAAAUCUCCCGUGAUUGUCAUGGGAGGGUCGUAUGGUGGAAUGCUAGCUGCAUGGUUCCGACUAAAGUACCCGCACAUCGCUCUCGGGGCCUUCGCUUCGUCGGCUCCGAUCCUUCUUCCUGUCAACUUCACCCCGCAUUAUGGUUAUUAUACCAUCGUCAGCAAGGGCUUUCGGGAAACUAGCGAGACAUGCUACGAAACAAUAAAAAGAUCAUGGUCAGCAAUCGACCGAGUUGCCUCCAAGCAGCACGGACUCCAGUAUCUGACCGAGACAUUCAACACCUGCGAGCCAUUGAGUAAUGCUUCUGAGCUUAAGGACUACCUGAUCUCUAUGUACGCCACAGCUGCUCAAUACAACGACCCCUUCACAACACCAGUGGCCAAACUCUGUGAUGCUGUGAAUAGCAAUGGAAGUUCAAGCAUUCUUAACAAAAUAUUCGCAGGGGUGGUUGCUACUAUGGGAAAUUCCACGAAUUCCUCGUGCUACGACAUUACUCCCCCAAGAAAUGCUUCACAAACUACCUUGGGUUGGUCAUGGCAGAAUUGUAGUGAUAUCAUAAUGCCCCUGGCCCGCAACAACAAGACUAUGUUUCAGCCCGACAGUGACACCCUGCAUAACUACAUAGAGUACUGCAAGCGCUCAUACGGCAUUGCUCCUCGACCCCACUGGAUCUCUACGUAUUACGGUGGUCAGGACAUAAAGUUGACUCUCCAAAGAUUCGGGAGCAACAUCAUAUUCUCCAACGGGCUCAAAGAUCCUUUUAGCAAUGGCGGGGUCUUAGCAAACAUUUCGGAUACCAUUGUUGCCGUUUAUACAGCCAAAGGUUCACAUUGUUUGGAUUUAAUUGCAGCAUCGGCGAAAGAUCCCGAUUGGUUGGUAAAGCAACGGGAGACAGAGGUCGAGAUCAUGGGAAGAUGGAUCCAUGUAUAUUAUAAUGAUCUUAAGGAAUUACAAGAUAGCUAAGACCUUCGAAUUACUAGUAACUAGCCCUUUAUCCUUGGCAUUGCACGGACGGUUCUGUAUCCUUAAUUUAGUUUCACAGAGUACAUCGAACUCUCGGUACGCGUACUAUAUGAUUCAAAUAGCCUAGUCAAAUAAAUGAGUUGGAAUGGUUAUGCACUGAGAAAGCAUAAAUUAAUUAAAUAAUUUUGUCUUAUUCUUCACAAGAAAAAAAGGUUGCAUUUGUUUGAAGGAAAUUAUUUCAGAUGAA
Punica granatum (pomegranate) is the source of this 1789-nucleotide messenger RNA. The record is from RefSeq and is a predicted model, not a curated record. NCBI's taxonomy places the organism in Eukaryota, Viridiplantae, Streptophyta, Magnoliopsida, Myrtales, Lythraceae.